Serendipita indica DSM 11827 is the source of this 2106-nucleotide messenger RNA. Lineage: Eukaryota; Fungi; Basidiomycota; Agaricomycetes; Sebacinales; Serendipitaceae. The record is from the annotation of a GenBank genome assembly.
AUGCUGGCAAACUCGUUUGUCGCCCUCUCGGCGGCAGCUCUUGCGACGCUUGUCCCCUCUGUCCAUGCCUUUUUCCGCAUGCCAUGCUCGCAGCCCGUCGUCGUCGAGCGCAGUGACCCACGUAUGAAGAUGCCAGACGCUCGGAGUGCACCUCUUGCAAGGCGCGCUACCCAAGACCGAUCAAACUAUUGGACCCCAACGCUCUUCUAUCAAGCCCAGAACGGCUCCUUUCACCGAGUCGAGCAAAACGGAGGCAUGACCGUCUACUACCUCCAGCGAACGGGCAGUGACAAGAAGCCCGUCCAGGCCUUUCCAGCAGGCUUUCGCAUGCUCGCAGGCGACCCUUUUCUCCGUUCCUACGACCCGACUUCGCUCAGUCAAAAGGCCGUGUCGCACGUCUGUCUAAACUACAAAGGAGAUUCUCCCGAGACACCAAUGAUUCCGAAUCGCAACUGCCCCGACGGUCUCAGGACUCAACUCUUUUUCCCGAGCUGUUGGGAUGGUGUCAAUCUCGAUUCAAAGGAUCAUAAAUCGCACAUGGCUUAUCCGAGCGGCAUGAACAGCGGCGACUGCCCGGCCACGCACCCUGUCCGUUUGGUCUCCAUCUUUUACGAGAUUAUCUGGAAUGUCAACGACUGGAAGAACAUGUGGUGGAAGCCAGACGGAUCCCAUCCAUUCGUCCUCUCGAUGGGCGACCCAACCGGCUAUGGCUUCCAUGGUGAUUUCCUCAACGGAUGGGAUAUUGCCGCUUUGCAACGUGCGCUCGACAAAUGCACUCAAGACUCUGGAAGAAUCGAAGAUUGCGCCGGAGACCUUGAACUGCAAGACGACUCUCUCAUGAAGGACUGCAUCAACCCAACACGUGUCGCUGAAAACACACUCGGCUGGCUCCCCGCCCUCCCAGGAUGCAACCCCGUCACCUAUGGUCCUGGACGUGCCUCGCCCCAAGCGUGCCCAACCGUUCCCUCUAUCCUCAGCCUCGAUCAAGUUGGCUUUGAGAAAAAGGAUGUUCCCUUUUGGGAUCCAGUAGGAUGCGCCAAGGACGACCUCAACAACCGUCUCUUGCCCAGAAAGUUCUCCGACCCGGCAAUGACGAUUGAGAUGUGCGGGAAUCUAUGCCAUAAUAAUGGAUACACCUACGCUGGUGCCCAGUGGGGUGUCGAGUGCUGGUGUGGUUCUAGUUUUGACGAAUCGAGGGCUAAUUUGCGCGGAAGUUGCUCUCAGCCGUGCGCAGGAGAUCGGACCGAGAUUUGUGGUAACGGUGGAAUGCUCAGCGUUUACAAGUACAACCCCAACAAGAAUACAACCCCUUCGUCUAGCUCGAGCACCCGUGUCUCCAGUUCGAGCACUCGGGCCUCUAGCUCUAGCGCGACUGUUCCAGCCGCUACCAGCACCCCACCGACGGCAUCUGUGUCCGCUCCAGAGGGUACCAACCCUGUCUCUUCCUCGUCGAGCACUUCCAGCACCGCCUCUUCGUCGUCCAGCUCCUCUGUCGCCACGUCAAGUUCCUCUUCAUCUGUCCAGUCAAGCUCUUCCUCCACCCAGUCCAGCUCUUCCUCCGCUCCGUCGUCAACUCCCACGGGCUCCGUCCCGGACCCACGUUCUCACGGUGCGCCACAGGGCUGGUUUUACCGCGGAUGCUAUUUCGACCAAGUAUGGCCAUAUCGUACACUUGAUGGCGCUGGACAAUGGAAUAGCGAUAAGAUGACGCCCGCGCUCUGUACCGAACGAUGCGCCUCCAAGGGAUUCUUCAUGGCGGCGACCGAAUAUGGUGGCGAAUGCUAUUGCGGAAAUUCAAUGAGAGGAGGUGCAAUCUUGAAAAAGGACGAAGAGUGCAAUUUCAAGUGCAAGGGAGACGCGAACCUAAUGUGCGGUGGCGCGGCGCGUAUGAGCGUUUAUGCGCGUGAUAUGCGUCGUAUUCGACGUGAUGGAUUGAUGGAGGAUGUAGAGAUUGUGGCGAGAGAAGAGGUCGAGGUCGUCGAACGCGAGGUCAAGGACGAGGUCGUCAAGCGAAAUAUCUCGUCGGCCAAGCGCUCCAAUGUCCAUCGUCGUCGCCAUUUACUUCAUGGACGCCAACGAGCUUCGCUCGACGUCGAGGCCAACUAA